Molecule: messenger RNA, 1818 nt
Organism: Helicoverpa zea (corn earworm)
Lineage: Eukaryota; Metazoa; Arthropoda; Insecta; Lepidoptera; Noctuidae
Product: MFS-type transporter clz9-like
Exons: 1
Coding region: 1-1818 (605 amino acids)
Cellular component (GO): nucleus
Molecular function (GO): DNA binding
Source: RefSeq, a predicted model, not a curated record
AUGCCUAAAAGAAAUUAUAAAAAUUAUUCACAAGAGGCUCUUCGAGAUUGUCUAGCAGCAAUAGAAAAUAAAGAAUUAACGCAAAGGAAGGCUAGUGAAAUAUAUAGGAUUCCACGAAGGACUAUUAUAAACCAAAUUAGGCUCUUACGACGCAACGAAACACCAAGGCCGCCUGGAGCACCUACAACAUUCACGGAGGAAGAAGAAAAAAUUUUCGUAUCGUGCAUACAAAAAUUGAGCGAGCAUGGUUUUCCUCUUACAAGUUUCGAUUUGCGUAUUGUAAUACAAUCUUAUCUGGACAAGAUUGGGAGAAGAGUUCCCAAGUUUAAAAACAACUGCCCAGGCUUGGAAUGGGUGUCGAGUUUUUUGAAAAGAAAUGCUGAAUUGUCACAGCGCCUCGCUGCUAAUAUAAAGCGCAGUAGAGCUGGCACUGAUCGGGAAACUCUUUCAGAUUAUAUUCAAAAUUUAGCAGAGGUGUUAAAAGAUGUUCCACCAGAAAAUAUUUGGAAUUACGAUGAGACGAAUUUAUGUGAUGACCCUGGGCAAAAAAAGAUUUUGACGAGAAGAGGCACCAAAUACCCCGAAAUUAUAAGAGAUACAUCCAAAAGUUCUACAUCGAUCAUGUUUGCUGGAAGUGCUGAAGGAGAAUUACUUCCGCCAUACGUCGUCUAUAAAUCUAAGCAGCUAUGGAAUACUUGGACAGAAAAUGGGCCGAAAAAUACUCGCUACAAUUGUAGUCCUUCCGGAUGGUUCGACAUGAACAUAUUCAAUGACUGGUUUUUCGCACUUGUACUGCCAAAGCUCAAAAAACAGGAAGGCCCUAAAGUCCUCAUAGGCGACAAUCUAUCGUCACAUAUUUCGGUAGAUGUUCUUAAAGCUUGCAAAGAAAAUAACAUACGGUUCGUGUGUCUUCCUCCGAACAGCACCCACUUGACGCAACCACUCGAUGUCGCCUUCUUUCAUCCAAUGAAAGUUGCAUGGCGGAAAAUUCUAACGACAUGGAAGCAGUGCGAACAAGGCAUACGGGAAAAAACUGUUCAAAAGAGCAGUUUUCCAGUCUUACUUAAAAAACUUCUUGCGGAUUUAGAAGAAAAUAGAAAAGAAAACUUAAAAUCCGGUUUCAGGAAAUGUGGGAUUUAUCCGACCAAUGCAAAUGCCUUAUUAGAGAGAUUGCCUAAACCUGUUGAUAAGACUGCGGCAGAAAAUUCUUUUUUGGAAACACUUCAAGCCAAGAGAGUGGAAUGGACUGGAGGCGUUAACCCGAAAAGACGACGAACGAAACUCAACAUAGUUCCGGGAAGAAGUGUCACGGAGCUGAUAGACAGUUCACUGGCGGACAAAGAAAACGAGGAGCCAUGUCUUGAAAUGGAAGCCCAGGCCUCGACUUCAGAACCUCGUCGUACAAGAAUUCAUAGCGACAGUACAUAUGCCGAGAGUGAAAUAUCUCUUCAUGACUCUUCAAACGAUGAAACAAUGAAUGAUAUGCUGGAGACAAUGUCAGAAGAAGAGACAACCGUAGACAAUGCCAGGGAAAGUUCUAAAACAAAAAAAUUUAAACCACUCAUAAAGGCCGAAGGAGAAUAUGUAGCUUUCACAUACGAAGGGGAAGUCUUCCCAGGCAUCAUCACGAAAAUCAAUGAUAAAGGACCGUACAUAUCCUCAAUGAAAAGGUCUCUCAAAUAUUGGAAAUGGCCAAAACCAAAGGAUGAGAUCCAAUACACUUGGAAUGAAGUUCUUGGAUGUAUAUCUGCACCGAAGAAAAUUGGUCGACGUGAAUUUUAUACUGUUCCUGAUCUCGAUCAAAUUUGGGGGACCUAA